Molecule: messenger RNA, 6804 nt
Organism: Ochotona princeps (American pika)
Lineage: Eukaryota; Metazoa; Chordata; Mammalia; Lagomorpha; Ochotonidae
Gene: PPIP5K1
Product: diphosphoinositol pentakisphosphate kinase 1
Exons: 32
Coding region: 331-4818 (1495 amino acids)
Biological process (GO): inositol metabolic process; inositol phosphate biosynthetic process
Cellular component (GO): cytosol
Molecular function (GO): inositol hexakisphosphate kinase activity; 5-diphosphoinositol pentakisphosphate 1-kinase activity; diphosphoinositol pentakisphosphate kinase activity
Source: RefSeq, a predicted model, not a curated record
CCGGGGGCGGAAUCCCCGGCGGGUGGGCUCGGUACGUGCCGAGCUCCGGGAACCGCACCCGGGCGGCCGCCUUCCGACAGAGGCCGGCGGAGAGGCCGAGAGGCGGGCAAAGGCUAGUGGAGUCGGGAUGGAGGGCGGCGGUGUUCGUGACCCGGAGCUGCGUGAGGAGAGGACACUGGCGCUGGUCAGCGAGAGGACAGCCGGGAACCAACAGUAGCUCUCGCCUGAAGAACUGCUUUUCCAGUUUGCUGCCUGGAGUUGACAUUGUUUCCUGCUGACAGGAUCAGGGCCAUGCCAGCACUAACGGGAUGAGUGGGCACUCCAUUGGGGAUGUGGUCAUUGAUGGCCAAUGAAGGUGAGAGCACCACGGCCCAUUUCUUCCUUGGAUCUGGAGAUGAGGGGCUGGGCACCCGCCGAGUAGGCAUGAGGACAGAAGAGAGCGACAAUGAGCUCCUUGAGGAUGAGGAGGAUGAAGUGCCUCCUGAACCUCAGAUCAUCGUUGGCAUCUGUGCCAUGACCAAGAAAUCCAAGUCCAAGCCCAUGACCCAAAUCCUGGAGCGACUCUGCCGAUUUGACUACCUGACAGUUAUCAUACUGGGAGAAGACGUGAUUCUCAAUGAACCUGUGGAAAACUGGCCGUCCUGCCACUGCCUCAUCUCUUUCCACUCCAAAGGCUUUCCUCUGGACAAAGCUGUUGCUUACUCCAAGCUCCGAAAUCCUUUUCUUAUCAAUGAUUUGGCCAUGCAGUAUUACAUCCAAGAUAGGAGGGAGGUGUACCGGAUCCUGCAAGAGGAGGGUAUUGAUCUGCCUCGCUAUGCUGUGCUCAACCGUGACCCUGCCCAUCCUGAGGAGUGCAACCUGAUAGAAGGUGAAGACCAAGUAGAGGUCAACGGAGCUGUCUUUCCCAAGCCCUUUGUGGAGAAGCCAGUGAGCGCGGAGGACCACAAUGUUUACAUCUACUACCCCAGCUCAGCUGGAGGAGGAAGCCAACGGCUCUUCCGUAAGAUUGGCAGCCGAAGCAGUGUCUAUUCUCCUGAAAGCAGCGUCCGGAAGACAGGAUCAUACAUUUAUGAGGAGUUCAUGCCGACAGAUGGCACAGAUGUCAAGGUGUAUACCGUGGGGCCCGAUUAUGCCCAUGCCGAAGCUAGGAAAUCUCCAGCUUUGGAUGGGAAGGUUGAACGAGACAGUGAGGGGAAGGAGAUUCGAUACCCGGUCAUGCUGACUGCCAUGGAAAAGCUGGUGGCCAGGAAGGUCUGUGUAGCUUUUAAGCAAACAGUCUGUGGAUUUGACCUUCUUCGUGCUAAUGGUCACUCCUUUGUGUGUGAUGUCAACGGCUUCAGUUUCGUCAAGAACUCAAUGAAAUACUAUGAUGACUGUGCCAAGAUUUUAGGGAACACCAUAAUGCGGGAGCUUGCCCCACAGUUUCAGAUCCCAUGGUCCAUCCCCACGGAGGCCGAGGACAUUCCCAUUGUCCCUACCACAUCUGGCACUAUGAUGGAACUCCGUUGUGUUAUUGCAAUUAUCCGUCACGGGGAUCGUACUCCCAAGCAGAAGAUGAAGAUGGAGGUGACACACCCAAGGUUUUUCACUCUGUUUGAAAAACAUGGUGGAUACAAGACAGGGAAAUUAAAGCUCAAGAGACCCGAGCAGCUUCAGGAGGUGCUGGACAUCACAAGGCUGCUGUUGGCUGAACUGGAGAAAGAACCAGGUGGUGAGAUCGAGGAGAAGACUGGGAAACUAGAACAGCUGAAGUCUGUGUUGGAGAUGUAUGGUCACUUCUCAGGUAUCAACAGGAAGGUGCAGCUGACGUAUUACCCACAUGGAGUAAAAGCUUCUAAUGAGGGGCAAGAUCCGCAGGAGGAGGCUCUGGCCCCGUCUUUACUGCUGGUAUUGAAGUGGGGUGGAGAACUGACCCCUGAUGGCCGUGUGCAGGCUGAGGAGCUGGGGCGAGCUUUUCGCUGCAUGUACCCUGGAGGACAGGGUGACUAUGCUGGCUUCCCUGGCUGUGGGCUACUUCGUCUCCACAGUACCUUCCGCCAUGACCUCAAGAUCUAUGCCUCCGAUGAAGGCCGUGUCCAGAUGACCGCUGCUGCCUUUGCUAAGGGUCUUUUAGCUCUGGAAGGGGAGCUGACUCCCAUUUUGGUGCAAAUGGUGAAGAGUGCCAACAUGAAUGGACUCCUGGACAGCGACGGCGAUUCCCUGAGCAGCUGCCAACACCGGGUGAAAGCUCGGCUGCAUCAUAUUUUGCAGCAGGACACAACCUUUGGCCCUGAGGACUAUGAUCAGCUGGCUCCCACUGGAAGUACUUCCCUGCUCAACUCCAUGGCUGUUAUCCAAAAUCCUGUGAAGGUCUGUGAUCAGGUAUUUGCCCUGAUUGAAAACCUCACCCACCAGAUCCGGGAACGGAUGCAGGACCCCAAGUCUGUAGACCUACAGCUCUACCACAGCGAGACACUAGAGCUUAUGCUACAGCGCUGGAGCAAGCUGGAGCGUGACUUUCGACAGAAGAGUGGGCGCUAUGAUAUCAGUAAGAUCCCUGACAUCUAUGACUGUGUCAAGUAUGACGUGCAGCACAAUGGGAGCCUGGGACUUCAAGGCACAGCAGAGUUACUACGUCUCUCUAAGGCGUUGGCCGAUGUGGUCAUCCCCCAGGAGUACGGGAUCAGUCGGGAGGAGAAACUGGAAAUUGCCGUGGGCUUCUGUCUUCCUCUGUUGCGGAAGAUACUACUUGACCUGCAGAGAACCCACGAGGAUGAGUCUGUCAACAAGCUGCAUCCCCUGUACUCGCGAGGAGUGCUCUCCCCAGGCCGCCAUGUGCGCACACGUCUCUAUUUCACCAGUGAGAGCCAUGUCCACUCUCUACUCAGUGUCUUCCGUUAUGGGGGACUUCUUGAUGAGGCCCAGGAUGCCCAAUGGCAGCGAGCACUGGCUUAUCUGAGCGCCAUCUCAGAACUCAACUACAUGACUCAGAUUGUUAUCAUGCUUUAUGAAGACAACACUCGGGAUCCCUUGUCGGAGGAGCGGUUCCACGUAGAGUUACACUUUAGCCCUGGAGUGAAAGGUGUCGAGGGAGAAGGCAGUGCCCCAACUGGCUGUGGCUUCCGUCCUGCCUCCUCCGAGAAUGAGGAAAUGAAAACAGACCAAGGUAGCAUAGAGAACUUAUGCUCAGGCAAGUCGUCAGAUGAACCAGACCGGGCACUACAGACUUCACCCCAGCCUCCCGAGGGCCCCGGCCUCCCGAGGAGAUCGCCCCUCAUUCGUAACCGCAAAGCCGGCUCCAUGGAGGUGCUUUCUGAGACUUCAUCCUCCAGGCCUGGUGGCUACCGGCUCUUCUCAUCUUCGCGGCCACCAACAGAAAUGAAGCAGAGUGGCCUAGGCUCACAGUGCACAGGGCUGUUCAGCACCACGGUGUUGGGUGGCUCCUCCAGCGCACCGAAUCUUCAGGACUACGCUCGCAGCCAUGGCAAAAAGCUACCACCUGCCAGUUUGAAGCACCGAGAUGAGCUCUUGUUUGUCCCGGCCGUAAAACGAUUUUCUGUGUCGUUUGCAAAGCAUCCGACUAACGAGCUGCUGGAUGACCAGCACCCUGUGGUCCGGUUGCUGCGCAGUUUUUCCUCUGAUUGCCCAGGGUGCCGGCCAGUCUCCUUGGAUGCCACGCUGGCGCAUCAUCUGCACCAGUGCUCCUACCACCUGCGCCUCUUCCGGAACUGGCUGCGCUCAGGCCAGGAUGACCCCGAGUGCCUCUACGGAUUUGAAGGGUGCUCCAUGGUGCCAACCAUCUACCCGCUGGAAACUCUGCAUAAUGCCCUUUCCCUGCGUCAAGUGAGUGAGUUUUUGAGUAGAGUCUGCCAGCGCCACACAGAUGCUCAGGCACAGGUAUCAGCAGCCCUGUUUGACUCUAUGCACAGCAACCAGGCCUCAGAUGGCCCGUUUUCACCACCCCGUGUUCUUCAUUCGCCUCCCCUGCAGCUCCGGCAGCGCUCUGAGAAGCCCCCUUGGUACAGUAGUGGUCCUUCUAGCACAGUGUCCAGUGCUGGUCCUUCCUCUCCUACUACAGUGGAUGCCAACUCCCAGUUUGCCUUCAGUGAUCAACCCACCCUAAAUUCACAUGUGACUGAAGAAUGCCAAGGCCCUGAAAUGCUUCCCUCUGGGGCUGGAGCACAAGAGCUCCUCACAGAAGGGGAGCAAGAGCUUUCUGAUCCAAACCAGUCUCUGCAGCAGCCACCUGUUGACACCAGCCAGCCAUACUCAGAAGUUGCUGAGAAAACCAGCCAGCCAUGCCCAGCAAUCCCUGCCAUCAGCCAGCCAUACCAGCAGGGAUGUGACAGUGUUAAGCAGCCAUGUCCUACGACCAACCAGCUGUGUCAGAAAGUCUCUGAGGAAGUUUGCCAGCCUUGCCAGGAGAACCCUCAGAACAUCAGCCAUCCAUGCCCAGGGGUGCCUGUGGAGCUUGGCAAAAUAGUCCAUGGGUUCCCCAUGAAGGUUGGAGACCAGGUCCAAGAAACUUUUGUGGAGGUCGACAGGUCAAACCAGGAAAUCCCUGAGGAGUUUAAUCAGUCCUGCCAGGAGUUCUUUGUGGAGGUUAACAGGCUGGCCCAGGAGGCUGCUGCAAUCAAUCUUUUGUCUCAGGAUAUCCCUGAGGUUGAUAAACCAUCUCGACAGUUCCCUGGAGAGGUCAGUCCCCAGGCCCAGGAGGUUCCUGACAAGGUUAAUCAGCAGUCCCAGGUGGUCCCUGAGGUCCCUGACCAGCCACCUGGAGAAGAUGCUCCCCAGGCCCAUUGUAUGCCCACUGACCCCAACCCUCAGAGCCUGUCUUAAGCCCAUGAUCAACAGUCACCAGCAAAAUACAAUCAGUCGUUUCCUCAUUAGUGGGAUCAUGCUAUACCAGCCAUUUAAGCCAGCAUCCUUUUCUGAUGGCUGGCUCACUGGCCAUUAGAAAGCUUUGGUUCUGCCCAGAAGUGUGAGAAAGCAGUCUUCUGGACAUGAAGCAUACCUGUGUCAGAGUUGUGCUGGAAGAGAAGUCAACAUCACAUUCAAAGGAGCUAUUAGCUCCUCGCCUAAUGGUUGAACUGGAUAGGGUUUUCUUGGGUUGGGCUGAUCUGUCAUGCCACCUACUCGAAGCAGCAAAGGAAAUCCCACAUGGUUGAAAGGAAAUGCCACUUAACUACUAAAGAGGCACUAUUGUACAGAAGGCACAGCAAAUGCAGAAGAGGUGACUCCAGGGCCUUCACUUUUCUGGGGAAAAUGUUCACAACUUCUCAAACCAUCCUCAGACCAUCUGUGCAUUCGGGGGACUCUUGUCUUUGCUAGCACUCUUCAGGUGGGUCCAGGAUGGCUAUCUGAAAUGCCUGGAGAAUAGAGUCCCCUUCCCAAACCCUUGUCAUGGCCACUAAUCUUUUGACUGGUUUUCUGGGUGUUUCAAUGUCAUCUCCCAAGCAUACCAACUGGCAUUGUCCUUUUUUUCUGGACAAUACCUGUAAGGUAAAGUAGGUAUUAGAUUGCUGUGCAAAUUUCCAAACUACUACUUAAAAUGCUCUAGGGGAUUCAUGGCCAAUCUGUGAAGCAGGACCUCCUUCUGUUGCAGGGCCAUUUGUAUUCAGAGAUAAUGUAGAGGAGAGAAAUCAGGUUCUAUUUUAAGUAAUCAGUAGAGAUCAGUACUGUACAGACAUGAGCAGAGAUUUAAUAUAUAGAAAGAGAAAUAUAUAUAUUUCUGUAGUUGUGCCAGGGACCGACUGGCCAAAGACCAAACACUCCGAGGCCCCCAUUAAGUAAGUUCAUCUUUACAUGAUGCGUCUUCAGGGCCAGAUGUGAUUAUGAAGCUUUUCCCAAAGAUCUGGGGAUGGGAACGGGGGAGGGCAGGAGAAAUGAUGCCAUCAUUAGAGCUGGGGGGAUGGAACAUUAUGCGUGUUCAAUAAACAUAAAGUCAUGAGAAGUGGUGGUGGUAAUGUCCUUUUGAAUUUAUAACGAACAUGACUCGGAGUCUAUGGCAGUUAAUCAGCAUCGGUCAUAAACCAUUAUGGUUAUUAUUAUGGUUUAGCAGGAGUGAACUUUAAAAUAUGUAGAGAUCAGGCAUCCCAGACAACUAACCAUCCCCUUAGUGCUGAGAGUAUGGAGGUGAGGGUUAUGAAGCACCAGAGUACUCACUGGGACCUUGGAAUCACCAUCUUAAUUUAUUUUUUUUAAGGUUUAUGAUAUUGGAAAGGCAGAUUUAUAGGGAAAAAAAGAGACAUAAAGAUCCUCUGUCCACCUGUUCACUUCCCAAGUGGCCUCAACAGCUGGAGAUGAGCUGAUCCUAAACCAGGAGCCAGGAGCUUGUUCCGGGUCUUCCAUGCGGAUGCAGGGUCCCAAGGCUUUGGGGUGUCCCUGACUGCUUUCUCAGGCCACAAGCAGGGAGCUGGAUGGGAAGUGGAGCAGUUGGGACAUGAAUUGGUGCCCAUAUGGGAUCCCGGCACAUUCAAGGCGAGGCUUUAGCCACUAGGCUAUUGCGCCAAUCCCAUUUCUUUUUUAAAGUUUUUAAAAUUUUACUUGAAAGAACUAGAAAAAGAGACACACAGAGAGAACUUCCAACCACUGGUUCAUUCCCCAAAUAGCACAAUGGACAGAGCAGGCCCAAUCUGAAGCCAGGAACCAGUAGCUUCUGGGUUUCCCAUGUAGGUACAGGGUCUAAAAGACUCAGGACAUAAGCAAGGAGCUGGAUAGGAAGUGGAGCAGCCAGGACACAAACUGGCACCCAUAUGGGAUGCCAGUGCCACAGGAUUAAUUUGCUAUACCACCUCUCUGGCCCCAAUAAUUUUUCAUCCUAAU